CAAGUUUUCUCAAAGGAGUUCGGAUCGAAAUCAGUUAUUUUGAUUAUUGAAUUCUUACGAAAGAAUUAAAUAUCUAAUUUCAAAUAUAAACGAUUAAUUGAAAAAGAAAAAAACCAUCUGCAUUCGAUUGGAGCAUCAUUUUACACCAGCGCUUACUACCGGCGUCACGACUAUACUAAAUCAUGCAGUUAUCUCGUUGAUCGGAAGAAAGUUGGACGGAUCUUUACUUUUUUAGGUUAGCUCUAUUUACGACUGUCAAACUGCAUUGAAAUACUAUCGUUUUUCGGCAGUUGCAGUAAAUUUUUGGUCGAUGCGUUUCCGAUAAUUCUCUGUGGAGUUUUGUUCAUUGUUGCCAAUUAUAUCCUUUGUUUGAAAAAGAAACAAGAAAUCGUUGUUUGGAAGAUGGCUAGCACCUCGACAGAUCAGAACACAACGGCUCAGAAGACAUGGGAAAUGUCCAACAAUAUAGAAACCAUAAGCACGGUUGACGAAAUAUAUAGAUAUGAUCGUCAAGAACAACUUGAUAUUUUAGCGGCCAAACCUUGGGAAAAAGACCCCCAUUUUUUCAAGGAUAUUAAAAUAUCAGCAUUAGCUUUGCUAAAGAUGGUCAUGCACGCAAGAUCUGGAGGUACCUUAGAAGUUAUGGGACUACUCUUAGGAAAGGUUACAGCUAACACGAUGCUUGUCAUGGAUUCAUUUGCCCUCCCUGUCGAAGGCACCGAAACUCGUGUCAAUGCCCAGGCUCAGGCAUACGAAUAUAUGACUGCGUAUAUCGAGGCAGCCAAGCAGGUAGCUCGACAUGAGAAUGCUAUUGGUUGGUAUCAUAGUCACCCUGGAUAUGGAUGCUGGCUAUCGGGUAUCGAUGUAUCUACACAGAUGCUUAAUCAAAAUUUCCAAGAACCCUUUGUCGCCAUUGUGAUCGACCCUGUAAGGACCAUUUCAGCUGGAAAAGUAUGCUUAGGCGCCUUCAGAACAUACCCCAAGGGCUAUAAACCUGCCAACGAAGAGCCAUCCGAGUACCAAACUAUUCCCCUUAAUAAAAUUGAGGACUUUGGUGUGCAUUGUAAACAGUACUAUUCUUUGGAAGUGACUUAUUUCAAAUCUUCGCUCGAUCGUAGAUUAUUGGACUCUCUUUGGAAUAAAUACUGGGUGAAUACAUUGAGUUCAUCUAGUUUGUUAACUAACGCCGACUAUACAACAGGACAAAUAUUCGACCUUUCCGACAAGUUAGAGCAAUCAGAAGUUGCGUUGGGGCGGGGUGGGUUUUUAUUGGGAGGGACAGACCCUCAUGAUCGCCGAACUGAGGAUAAACUGGUAAAGGCUACCAGAGACAGCUGUAAGACUACAAUCGAGGUCAUACAUGGUCUUAUGGCGCAAGUUAUCAAAGAUAGACUAUUCAACCAAGUUGGAACUCCAAGCAACAGUUCUUAAAUUCACAUCUCUUUCAGACCGAAAAUUUCGAAUUAACAAAAUGACCGUGUCAUUUUCACCAACUAUAGAGUAAGGUCAAAACGAUUACAUUUGCAACAACAGAUUUUGUUGUGAUUGUACAACUAUGUGAAAUGUUAGGCCAUUGAAUGAUAAUAAAAUGAAUUCUCAGAAGUA
Molecule: messenger RNA, 1605 nt
Organism: Athalia rosae (coleseed sawfly)
Lineage: Eukaryota; Metazoa; Arthropoda; Insecta; Hymenoptera; Athaliidae
Gene: CSN5
Product: COP9 signalosome complex subunit 5
Exons: 6
Coding region: 403-1431 (342 amino acids)
Biological process (GO): protein deneddylation
Cellular component (GO): cytoplasm; COP9 signalosome
Molecular function (GO): metallopeptidase activity; protein binding; deNEDDylase activity
Source: RefSeq, a predicted model, not a curated record